Molecule: messenger RNA, 357 nt
Organism: Serinus canaria (Common canary)
Lineage: Eukaryota; Metazoa; Chordata; Aves; Passeriformes; Fringillidae
Product: mesoderm posterior protein 1-like
Exons: 2
Biological process (GO): somite rostral/caudal axis specification; heart morphogenesis; mesoderm formation
Cellular component (GO): nucleus
Molecular function (GO): protein dimerization activity; DNA-binding transcription factor activity, RNA polymerase II-specific; RNA polymerase II cis-regulatory region sequence-specific DNA binding
Source: RefSeq, a predicted model, not a curated record
GGCGGCGGGGCGGCGGGGGUCCCGCGGCAGAGCGCCAGCGAGCGGGAGAAGCUGCGGAUGCGGCGGCUGGCGCAGGCCCUGCUGCGGCUGCGGCACUACCUGCCGCCCGCCCUGGCCCCCGCCGGGCAGACCCUCACCAAGAUCGAGACCCUGCGCCUCGCCACCCGCUACAUCGCCCACCUCUCCGCCCUGCUGGGGCUCGGCCGGGGGGCGCCGGCCCCCCGACACUGUCCCCUGUGUCCCCGGGGCCUGGGGUGCUGCCAGGACACCGACCCCCGCGAUGCUUCGCCACCCGGCGCCGCGGCCCUGCUGGGGACACUGCCCCAGAGGUGCUUGGGGCUCCGGAGCUGGGCUUAG